AUGGUCAAGAAAACCAGAGAGCGUCAUGCCCGAAAGGCUGCAGCUCUACCUGGCCUUGACCCAGAAAUUAUUGCAAAGCGAAAGAAACGGCAUCUUGACGAGUUGGAGCGCUCCAAUUACUCUGAACCAACGCUUCUCAACACUGAAGGAGAUGGGGAGCCAGAUGGAACCACCAAGGGGCGCGCUCGACAGACCAUUUCCGACAAACGGGAUUUCGAGCGACCUGGCAGAAAGAAGAAGUCUACAAUGAACAUUCGAACUGCGGUUUUGUAUCGCAAGAACUUGUCAACUCUCAUCGAAGAAUCUCAUAUUGCCGAAUAUCCAUCUUCGGUACCUACCUAUUUGACGGCAGUUUCUCCACCUCCCCGUUAUCCGCCGCGGCUUCUGUGCUCAAUAUGUGGCUACUGGGGCCAAUAUAAAUGUAAGCGGUGCGACAUGCCCUUUUGUGAUCGAUCCUGCGAGGAGGUGCACAAUGAGACGCGGUGCGAACGGCGAGUGAUGUAA
Messenger RNA from Pleurotus ostreatus (oyster mushroom), 504 nucleotides. RefSeq lists its product as uncharacterized. The record is from RefSeq and is a predicted model, not a curated record. Gene Ontology annotation, biological process: chromatin remodeling. Bases 1 to 504 code for a protein of 167 amino acids. Lineage: Eukaryota; Fungi; Basidiomycota; Agaricomycetes; Agaricales; Pleurotaceae. Gene Ontology annotation, cellular component: Swr1 complex. Gene Ontology annotation, molecular function: nucleosome binding. The transcript has 4 exons.